Molecule: messenger RNA, 1815 nt
Organism: Mesorhabditis spiculigera
Lineage: Eukaryota; Metazoa; Nematoda; Chromadorea; Rhabditida; Rhabditidae
Source: the annotation of a GenBank genome assembly
AUGGGCCUCAUACAACAUCUCGAUUGUAUCAAGGAUGAAUACAACCAAGUACAAUCCCAGCUAGCCCAACAACGCCAAGAACUCGAAAAGAUCAGCAUCGAACGGGAACAGAUGCAACGACAAAUGAUGAUGUGCUACGAGAUGAGCAUGACGAUGAACGCCGAGAUCAUGAAGCAGAGCGAGAUGAAUAAGAAGCUCAGCAACGUCUUGCAGCAGGUGAUCGCCCUCCUGCCGCCAGAGCAAGCCACGACAGCAUCAGCAGCUUUUGACCGCGCGAAGCAAGUAUCGGCCAGUGAAGCUUUGGCCAGCACAUCACAAGCACAAGCAAUGGCUCUUUUUGGCGGCGGACUUGGCAUGCAGAUGCCCGGAAUGCCCUUCAUGAACCCCGCUGCCGCUUUUGCCGCCAAUCCCGCAUUUGCAGCGUUAGCACAGGCAAACAAUGAACGAACAAAUAGCGCCAGGCCGCGAUCACCGAAGGUUGAAGACGGCGACUCGAAACGGAGACGGGUUGACCCUGAUGAUGAGGAGGCCGUGAAUAUUGACGUCGAAGUGGAGGAGCCGAGUGGGAGCGGGCAGACCAAUGGCCACGAACGGAAGCCCAAAUCGGAGAGUGGACGCGACUCUGCCCACUCGGUAGCAUCAUCCGGCGCUUCGACCCCAGGAAUCCCCCGUGCUCCCCGGAAUCCGUUCGACGCGCUCGCCGCCGGAGCACGACUUCCACAAAUCCCCGGCGGCCCACACAUGAUCCCCGGUCUCGACCCGCAUGCCCAUGCGAGAAUGUUGGCCGCUGCCGGAAUGAACAUGCAGAAUGGGGCUCGCCCGUCGUACAGUUUCACGAUUGAGAGCGGCGUGCAACGGCCCACAUCUUUUCCCAACGAUGCCAUAACCGCGCCGGGGAUGCCCAAGAAUUUGAAGAAGGUCGAUGAACUGCCCCAUGGAGACGUCGUUUGUGCAGUAACGGUGGCAAAGAAUAAGGAGACGGUGUUUACGGGAGGAAAAGGAUGUGUUAAGGUCUGGACGUUGCCGUCAAGCUCUGAGGGCUCAAGCCCGCCCGCUUCUCCUCGAUCACCAGUCUACAGCCUUGGCUGCCUGGGCGAUCAGUACAUCCGGUCGAUUCGAUUAACGGCCGACUCGACGCGUCUCUACGUUGGUGGUGAAGCCUCGACGAUCGCCGUCUGGGACGUGCAGGAGCAAAAAGUCUUGAAAGAACUGGAAAGUGACGUGCAAGCCGUGUACGCGCUGUGCAUGUCGCCCGACGAGAAGACGCUGUUCGCCUGCGGGUCUGAUGGGAAAGUGUUCGUCUACGACACGCGCACUUUUGAAAAGAUGUCAACCCUGCAAGGGCAUAGCGACGGCGCAUCGUGCGUCGACCUCUCGUCGGAUGGGCUAACGUUGUGGACGGGCGGUCUCGACAAUACGCUCCGAGCAUGGGAUAUUAGGGAACUGAAGGAGACGUCGAAAUACGACUUCCCGUCCCAAAUCUUCUCGCUCAGCUGCUCGCCAAAGGAUGAUUGGGUGGCGGUGGGAAUGGAGAGCAACAUUGUCGAGGUUGUCUCCCCCAGCCAAGCGGAGAAAUACUCGAUGCACAUGCAUGAGGGCUGUGUACUUUCCUUGAAAUAUUCGCAGACGGGCAAUUUCUUCGUCAGCACCGGCAAGGACAACGCCGUCAACCUGUGGCGAUCCCCGUACGGCGCCAAUCUCGUCAAUUAUCGGGAAACGUCCUCCGUCCUCUCGUGCGACAUCUCCAGCGACGAGCUGAUGCUGAUCACCGGUUCCGGCGAGAAGCGGGCUACCGUCUACGAGAUCGAGCUCCAC